UUCAAUGUCGGCCGAUGCAUCAUUAGACGUCGCGGCGGCGCGCCGAUUCGAUCUUUCGUUUCGAGUCAGAGAAGCGUGAGUGAGAAGCGGUGAAUGAGAGAAAAUACAUUUUAAUAUAUUUAAGAUCGUCGACCGGGUAAUCAGCGAGACGGGUCACUCGAUAUGGAUUUGCUGCUACUGUUCCUAGCGUCGUCUGCGGUUCUCGUUCAAGGGUACGGGAAAAGCAACGACCCGAACGACGAGCCGUUUCUACCGAUAUACCCGGUGUACCCUUACAGCCCUAAAUUAAUUAAAAGAGGGACGGAGAAGGAGGCCGUGGCGCAAUUAUCCGCGGAAUUAUACGCGCCGAAAGUCGACGCCAAGGACUCGUACAGCGCGAGCUACAGCGCCCGAGAUUCUUACUACCCUAAUUACAACUCGUACUCCAAACUCCCCUCCUCGCCUCCUUACGCUUUCUACGGAUCUCUUCCGUACCCGAACGAUCCUUACACGACCCCCUACAAUCCUUACUCGUACCCAGUUCCUUCACCCUCUUACUCACCUCCUAUCCCCUACUCCUCCUCCUACCCCAAUUAUUACUACCAAUCCCCCUAUUAUUAUCCCAAUUACUAUAACCAGCCUCUGUUCCCACCGCCCCCGUUGCCACCGCCUGUCGCCGAUUACGCAGACGGUGGAUACCCCGAGUCGGACGCCAAGGAGAGGAAGCACGGCGAGGACAAGAGUUACAGGGGCAAGGACCACCACCAGUUCGUCGACGGGGCCAAUUAUAUAUCCGCUGGUUCGAAGGAUCUCGACGGCCAACCGACGACCGCGUACAAAGCGAGCGGCGUCCAGCAGAAUCAGCUGGAACAAACGAGCAACGUGCAGCAUCUCCCUAUCCCGUUGCCGAAAACGACGUACAGGGUGAUCAGCGUCGGUGGGCAACCGGUGGGCCCCGAUUAUCCAUUGCCAGCGUCCUACGCGAAAGCUCAGCAACUGGAGGAGCUCGCGACGACGAGGGGUCACCACGAUUGGGUGAAGGUGUUGGCGAAGAAUUUGAGGACCGAUUACGGCGGAGUACUCGACUCGAAAAAUGACGACAAUCAGAACGACGAAGGGAAGGAAACGAGAUACGUCCCCGUCUCGAACGCGAUCGCAAACACUGGCCUCGCUUACGUGGUGAAUCCUAGCGUUCUUAGGAAGGUGAACGUCGGGCAAAGGAACGUUGGGCGGAUCGUUGGAAAGACUCGGUUGAAGAAGGAGCAAGGCGAAUCGAACGAGUUCGACAAUUACGAGAGCUCGGCUUCGCAGGAUAAUCAGGAUUACGACACCGCUUCGAGCCAGACCAGCGACACCAAACAGCAAAAUUACGACGAGGAUCAGCCUUAUCGGAAUCAAAAUUACGUUACGCAAACGCCUUCGUAUAGCGGUUAUCAGUAUACAAGUUACGGCCAACCGCAGACGAUCACUCAGAGGCAAACGCAGCAGUACAAAAGUAAUCUAGAUAACGUGAGUUUUGGCGCCAAGACGAAAAAGGCGUGAUGUAUUUUCGGAUAUACCAUACGGUACAAUUGUGGUUUCUAUUUUUUUUUUGUACUCUUAGUUGAAUAAGAUUAACGUUGUUACCUUUUUAGAGACACGUGUUAAACAAUGUUUGCGCACUUUUCUAGCAUAUCACACGAAAUACCUCUUGCAAUAUUUUAAAUGUUAUGUUUGACACGAUAUUCGUAUCUUCGUGUUCUUUUCGUUCGUUCGUCGAUCCUCUAAGCGAUGUUUAAUCUUUGACAUAUCACGACGGUGAUAUUUUUUUUGACUCGCAUCAGACUUUUACGUCCUACGCAUAUGCAAAUUCUCUAUUCAUUUUGUUACUGUUAAUAAUAAAAUAUCGUUGUUGUUUCUUA
Molecule: messenger RNA, 1880 nt
Organism: Apis cerana (Asiatic honeybee)
Lineage: Eukaryota; Metazoa; Arthropoda; Insecta; Hymenoptera; Apidae
Product: DNA-directed RNA polymerase II subunit RPB1
Source: RefSeq, a predicted model, not a curated record